This is a messenger RNA of Melanotaenia boesemani (Boeseman's rainbowfish), 1915 nucleotides long. RefSeq names its product sarcoplasmic reticulum histidine-rich calcium-binding protein. Bases 236 to 1294 code for a protein of 352 amino acids. The record is from RefSeq and is a predicted model, not a curated record. Gene Ontology annotation, molecular function: calcium ion binding. Lineage: Eukaryota; Metazoa; Chordata; Actinopteri; Atheriniformes; Melanotaeniidae. The transcript has 6 exons.
CACAAGGCUGGCACAUUGCUCUCUGUCUUGUGAACACGGCCUUCCUCUCCCCGUCUCUGCUCCUUGGACCUGAGAAAUAACCCUGAAUCAGCAGCAACUUUAUCCAGUUUUCUGAAGAUUUAACGGAUUAUACCUGCUGAAAACACAUCAGUGCUUCUGUUUUUUUUUAAGUGCAAGAAUUUAGAAAAGGAGUAGAUUUUUUUUUCCAGCUCCAGAGCUGUAUUAGUUUUCCAAGAUGGCACCUGUGAGAGGCUGGAUGGUUGGACUCCUGCUGGUGCUAUUGUGCCCAUCUCAGGUCCCACUCUCUGGUUUAGUAAGUGCCCAGGAUGUGGUCAAAGCAGAGGAAGAUCUCUACACCAGACAUGCUAAAGAGCUUGUGGACAAAGAGGGUGAAACAGCUGAUGGAGGUGAUGGUACUGAAGAUGAUGAAGAUACAGCAGAAAAUGAUGAAGAAGGGGAUGUAAUCAAUGACGAGGAAGCAGUGGCAGAAGAAGAGACAGCUGAUGAGGGGGAAGAAGCUGCAGAAGAAGAGAGUGAUGAUGAUGAGUCUGGAGAGGAACAGGAUGCUGCUGCUGAUGAUGAAGAGGCAGAGGAGGAAGGAGCUGAUGAGGAAGAGGAGAAUGUUGCUGAUGAAGAGGAAGAAGCUGAGGAAGAAGCUUCUGAUGAGGAAGAGGAAGCAGAGGAGGCUGCAGAGGAAGAGGAAGCAGGUGAAGGUGAAGCUGCAGAGGAGGAGGAUGCUGCUGCUGAGGAAGAGGAAGCAGAUGAAGGUAAUGCUACAGAGGAGGAGGAGGCAGCAGAGGAAGAGGAGGAUUCUGAUGAAACCGAGGAUGAUGCUGAAGAAGAAGAGCCUGGUGACAGUGUUGUAGAUGAAGAUGAGGACGAAGCCAAAGCUGAACAUGAGGAAGAGGAGACCUCUGAAGAAGACAGGGUAGCUGAGCAAGAGGAGGAAGAAGCAGAGGAUCAUAUCCCUGAAGAUGGCUCCGAAGAGGGCGAAGAUGAAAGUGACAACGCAACAGAAAACCUUGGUGGCUUAGCUGAGGAGGAGACAGGCACAGAUACACAACAGUUCCACUCUGGCUCUUUGUGUAGUGUUUGCACCAUAUGUGAGCAUUGCGCCAAAAACUGCAACCAUUGCCCCUGUGAGGAGGGAGAUGAAUCAGCUCAUUGUGAGGAAUGUGAGGGCUGCUCAUCCUGCUACAUUUGCCCCAUACUGUGUGAUACAGUUUGCACACCAGGUGGCCUUGUUGAUGAGCUAUCUGGAUCCCUCUUUCAGACUAUUACCUCCCUGCUCUGAGUGGGCUGGAGACUCUUUUCAUGCCAAAUUCUGGCUUCACUGGAUGCUGCUCUUUGAACUGCUGCUGUUUCAGCAGCUUCGGAUUCAACAAACGCUUGCUCUUCUCAUAGUUUAUGUUUUAAGAAUGACUUCUAUAAUAUUUUACACUAGGAUUUGAUCAACCUUUGCAGGUUUUAUUGUAAAGAUAUCUUUAUUUGAGCUAUGUAUUUUCAUUUCACAAUGGCGGGAAUCUAAAGAUUGUAAAGAAGAUGACUGCAACUGAAGUACAUGGAAAUGUGUCGGGCUAUAUUCAUGGAGUUUGCUGUUUUUUAGAGGACAAUGUCAAACAUGUUAAUGUUUAAACACUGUACAAAGUAAAUACAGACUAAUCCGCAAACAAAUGUUGCCCUUUAUGUAAAAAAAAGUCCAAGGCUGCUUGUCUUCUCUGCUUCUCUUACAAAGUUUUUUUUUUUUUACAUGUGUGUGAUCUUUGAAACAGAACUCCUGGAUCAUUUUUUAAAACAUCCUAUAAACAUAUUAAGCUUUAUGAAUUCAAGUCAGUUUUGCAGUAAAUUAAUUAUUUUUUCAGCUUAGAAUGAGUCAUAUCUGAAAAUGAUGGACUACUGUAACAGAACCAGCAAA